UUCGGUUUCCAUUUAAAUGUAUGAUUGCAUUUAAAAAAUUAUUACAUGUAUGUGAAAAAAUUUUAUGGUGUAAGGAAUCAUAAGAGUGUUGUUGUAUAGUUAUUUUUUUAGAGAAAAUAUAUCGUAUGAUUGGCUAUGGAUUCAGAAAGUGAUAUUUGUUAUGAUUCUGAUUCGAAAACUGAUGCUAAUGGAGAAGAGGGAUGCUUUUGUUGGGAUUCGGAAUUUUUUUCAAAUCCUAGCAAAUUAGAGAAUGAUGAUGAUUACCCAUAUAGUGUUCUUUCUACAGCAGAGGUUGUAGACAUGAUGCUAGAAUUAAUCAAAGAAGUAAACAAUGUUGUUCAGAUUCCCCCUACUAUAACCAGAAUUCUUCUGAGUCAUUUUAAUUGGGACGCAGAAAAACUUUAUGAUAGAUACUAUGAUGGAGAUCCUGACAGUCUCUUUAAAGCAGCACAUGUUGUCAAUCCCUUAAUAGCAGAUUCAAGGAGUAAAUUGAAAUCAACAAACAAAAGCAAUGAAUUCUGUGAAAUUUGUUAUAGAAAAAUACCAUUUAGUCUGAUGACAAGUUUAGCUUGUGGCCAUAGGUAUUGUACUGAAUGUUGGAGAAUAUAUAUAACUACAAAAAUAAUAGAACAAGGUGAAGUUCAGUCUAUUCCCUGUUUUGCUGUUGGGUGUGAUAUAUUAGUAGAUGACCAAACUAUUAUGAAUCUUUUAGAUGAUCCUAAAGUGAAAUUAAAAUAUCAACAUCUUAUCACCAAUAAUUUUAUUGUUUGCAAUCGCCAUUUGCAUCACUGCCCACAACCAGGUUGCAGUUAUGUUAUUAAAGUGCAACAUGUUGAUGCUCGUCCGGUUAUUUGUGCAUGUGGACAUUGUUUUUGUUUUAAAUGUUCAGAAAAUUGGCAUGCUCCUAUUACAUGUAAUUUACUAAAGAAAUGGGAAAAGAAGUGCCAUGAUGAUAGUGCAACUUUGAAUUGGAUUGCUGCCAAUACAAAGAGUUGCCCAUGUUGUAAUGCCAGGAUAGAAAAAGAUGGAGGUUGUAAUCAUAUGUUAUGUAAAAAUCAAAAUUGCAAGUUUGAAUUUUGUUGGCUUUGCUUGCGUGCUUGGAAUUGUCAUGAAUUCCAAUGGGAUACUUGUAACCGUUACAAUGAAGAAAUAUCUAAAAGUAAAGAGCAAUCAAAAACUGCUCUUAAUAAAUAUCUUUUUUACUAUGAUCGUUACAUGAACCAUGUUAAGAGCUUGAAAUUUGAAAAUAAGCUGUAUGCUACCGUGCUAAAAAAUAUGGAAGAUAUGCAGCAUAUUAAUAUUUCCUGGAAUGAAACACAGUUCCUAAAAAAGGCUGUUCGCAUCUUAUGUGAAUGUCGUCAGACUUUGAUGUAUACUUAUGUAUUUGCUUAUUACUUAACAAAAACUAAUGAUUCAGCCAUAUUUGAGGCCAACCAGCAUGAUCUUCAGAAUGCAGUUGAGAAGCUGUCGGAAUACUUAGAACGUGACAUUAAUGUUGCUAAUGUUUUUUCCUUGAAACAAAAAGUCCAGGAUAAGUCUAUAGAUAAGAACUUGCAAAUAUGUAUUUUUCAUCAAAAGAAAGCAAUUUACAACAAAUACAUGGGAUGUAGAUCAUUUGAAUUAUUGUACAAAAGGAAAAUUACUGUUCUAUUGCAAAAAAUAUUGUGAUAACAGACGAAGAGUCCUUUUGAGUCAUGUCUAUGAAGGAUAUGAAAAAAAAUUUUGGAAAUAUGUUGAAAGCUGAAAGAACCAAAGAUAACUGUUCGCCUGCUAAAAAUGUUUUAGUUCAAGUGGCAUUUAAAAUCAUUUGAAAUGUGAAUUAUAAAGCUAAUAUUUUGCUUAUUAUCAAAUAUUAUGCUUUAUGUGGAAUUUUCUUCAUUUAAAAAGUGUUUUGUCAUAUUCUAUCAUUUAUUAGGAAUAUUUUUCAUCAGUAUUUAUUCCAAGUUAUGUUUUUAAGCAUAAUAUGCAGGUCAUUUAAUUUUUGUAGAAAACAUUGUAAAAAAAACAUGUAUAUACAUAUUUGGGUUUUUAUAAUUUGAUCUUUCUAAAAAUUUGAUUUAUAUUUGUGCAAAAUCAGUUUAUAAUGAACAUUUUCCAAGUAUUGUGAUGUAUUAAGUAAUUUAUGAGAAUUAUAUUAUUAUAUGAAAUAGUUAACAAAGUAAUUUAAAUUACUUCAAAAAGCAUAAAAUAAAUAAAGUACAAAUAAAACUAAGUUCUUUUUUAUCUCAGUCAGUCAAUAUCAAUUAACAAUUUUUAUUUCACAAUUAUAAUUUCAAAACUUAUAGUUCAUUUUCUACCUAAACAUUGAUGUGUUUCUGGCUAAAUUAAUAGGUAAGUUUUUAUGUUUUCCUGCAGUAUUUGCAAUUUUAUUUUAGGAUCUAAUUUUUUAAAAAUUAAAUUUCUAUGUAUUUAUUAAACUUUUUAUAAAUUUAAUUUCAAUUUCACACGUAUAAUAUAUAUAUUUAAAAAAAAAAGAUUGAAAAUUUAAAAAAAAAAAAAAAAUUACAAAUCAGGUUUCAAAAAGUAAGAUAAAUUUCAGAAUAGCUGCAUAAAACGAUUUUUGCUGGAAACUUAGAGCAUUCAGCUAUCUAUUAAAUAAGCAUUGAAAGUUUUUAAAGAAAGUUUAUCUAUAAGAUACCAAAUUUUGCAUUAAUUUUGGGGGAAAUAUAGUAUGGAUAAUGCAAGAAUGAAAAACUAUCUAAGUAGAUUUAUUCUUGUUAUAUUUUUGAUAUGUAUAUUCAUAUAUAUAUAACAAUUAGAUUUUUUGGGUUUUCUUAAUGCACAUUAAGGAAAGGGGUGGAUUUUGAACAGAGAUUGAAGACAUCUGUAUUUAUGGAGGUAUACAUAGUAAAAUAAAUAUACAUUAAAAUAAAUGUAUAUGAUUCCGAGAAAUCUACAUUAUUAUAUGAACAACAUAUAAAAGUGUGAAUUUAAAAAUGGAUUGAUUUUAAUCCAUUCUAGUUAAAAACUUAUAGGAUAAAAGAUUAAUGUACAGUGUUGCGCAAUAUCUUUGUAAUACUUUGAAACAUUUAACAUUUUAAAUAUACGCAGUUAUGUACUUUCCAUACUCUCAAAAACUGCUUCGUAAUUGUUUAUCAGAAUAAACCAAAACAGUUUUAAACAAAAAAUAUUUUUAAAUGUUAAGAUAUGUUUUAUUUCUAGUAUCGUGUACAUUCAUGUACGCAAUAGUAUUAAUACAGUGUUUUAUACAUUUUAACCUUACGGUUUAGAAUUUUUUAUUUUUAAACAGAAAUUAUGUAAAU
Argiope bruennichi is the source of this 3263-nucleotide messenger RNA. RefSeq names its product E3 ubiquitin-protein ligase arih1-like. The transcript is spliced from 15 exons. NCBI's taxonomy places the organism in Eukaryota, Metazoa, Arthropoda, Arachnida, Araneae, Araneidae. Bases 136 to 1668 code for a protein of 510 amino acids. Gene Ontology annotation, biological process: ubiquitin-dependent protein catabolic process; positive regulation of proteasomal ubiquitin-dependent protein catabolic process; protein polyubiquitination. Gene Ontology annotation, cellular component: cytoplasm; nucleus; ubiquitin ligase complex. Gene Ontology annotation, molecular function: ubiquitin protein ligase activity; ubiquitin conjugating enzyme binding; zinc ion binding. The record is from RefSeq and is a predicted model, not a curated record.